Molecule: messenger RNA, 725 nt
Organism: Triticum aestivum (bread wheat)
Lineage: Eukaryota; Viridiplantae; Streptophyta; Magnoliopsida; Poales; Poaceae
Exons: 3
Coding region: 156-581 (141 amino acids)
Source: RefSeq, a predicted model, not a curated record
CCUACAACGCACCAUGUUCAUCAGGAAGCUCCUGUAACCGAACCGAACCCAAAUCGAUGGAUUCAAACGAUUCUUGAUCCGUAGGCCACGGGAUCUGCUCUAUAUAAUAUCUCCAACAACUCCUCGUCCGUUUUUUCGCGAAUUUGAUACCUCCCAUGCCCUACAAUACGGUCCCGAUCUCGCUGGACUUCUGCCGGCCGAAGCUUCUGCCGCCGGUCGAUUGCACCGCCUCUGGAGGGGAGCACCGGGACACCUCCCACGAUCCCAUCCCGAAGAAGAUCACCGCCACCGUGAAUCCAGCCGCACUGCAGCGCCACAAGAACUCGCCCUCGAUGCCGACCAGUACCCAUCCGAGACCUCCGUGCCACUCCGCGUCCGAAGCGCACCUCCCAGAGCCAGCUGUCCUCCAUAUUCGCCGCCGUCAUCACCAUCAAACCGCCACGCGCCGUCUUCUCCAACUCAGGAUUUUCAGAUCAUCAGUGAGAUACAGUAGGGUCGCGAGUCUUCACUCGGCAUUUUCGCCAGUGGGCAUUGAUGGGACUCAUCGUUUGCUUAUGUUACAUUUCCACUGUUAUUAUUGAGUAAAGCUAGUUAUGUACUAUGACUUUUAAUACUUUAUAAAUUCUGGAUCAUAUGUUAUAGUAAAUGAUGCACUUGUUAUUUGAUAUUCAUAUGUACUGUGUGUGCUAGCGAAUCGAUCCAUGGACUAGAACAGUGAGCAUAGA